UAGUAUUUACUAGUUACAGUUCAAGACGUACAAUUUUUUAACCAACAAAAUGUGCUUUAUUUCAUAUAUUAUCGUUUUAAAUGUUUCUAUCAUUUUAAUGAUGAUGAUUGCUUUUUCUAAUAUAACGUUUGUGAUUCAAAUACAAUCUUUACGAUUAUAUCAACUUACAAAAAUAUAUGAUACAGAUUACGAUGCAUAUUUUAGAAGAAAAAUAACAAAAGACAAGGAAAAAAAAUUGAGUGUUACACAAUUUUAUGCGGCAAAAUACAAUUUAACAUUCAUUAGAUAUAAUGUACCUGAGUCAGCUAACAAAUAUCGCCAAAAAUCCUCAAAACAGAUUGAUAAUUGUGGUAUUUAUUUUGAAAAAGGAGAUACUUAUUGUCUCAAUGAGUACCAAACUACGAACUAUGCAGUUCAACAAUAUUAUUUUAGGAAAUUUCAAAUUGCGAUGGCAACAUUAGUUAAGGGAGCAAUACACACGACAAUAGCUAAGAAAAUGCCCAUAAAUUCGGAAACUACAACGAUUGAAACUAAGAAAAUGCCCAAAAAUUCGGAAACUACAAAGAUUAAAAAUACUCCCGAGAACAUUUUUGUGCUUAUAAAUGAAGUUUUAAAUUCCAAGGAUGAAAAUGGGACUUCUAUUGGAUGUAUAACGAAGAUAAAAUUUCAUAUCGAUUACUUCAAGAAAAAGGAAAUCAAAAAGAAAAAUAUUGAGAAAAUAGAUAAAAUAUUGCUAAAACUAGGAGAAGGACCGGAAAAAACAGAAAAUCAAUAUUAUGUGCGACAAUUUUAUAGAUGUUUUCAAAAGUUUAAAAACGAUGUGUUUAAUAUUAAAUUUGAUAAUGUAAAACUCGAAAUAAAGACUACUCAAAUUGAGAUAAAUGCUGAUAAAAAAUUGACAUUAGCAGAAAAAAGCGAAAUACUACAAACAAAGGACAUUGAAUUUUUGAUGAACAAUUUAAUUUAUUUUGAAAUCGGGGACACCGAUAUAGAAUCUGUUCCGAGAAAAUUCAUAAACUUCUUCCAAAGCUACAUCGGUUUUACUGAAGAAUUUAAAAAUGAUGGAGCAACAAAAUGCCAGAAGGAACUUUUCCCCCAUAAAAAACGGUUGAAUAAUUGGAUGUGUAAAUUUACAAAACUGAAUUCAUUACCCACAGCUUACCAAUACAUUUACCCACAUUCAGAGGAGACUCUAGAUUCUUAUAAACUAAAAUUACAGGCCAUAAUAAAAAGUAUAAAAAACCUUGACAAACACUCUAGAGACAAUGUUACGAAGGAAAAUAUAUACACAAUUUUAGAAAAUACUUAUAACAACGUGAACGAAAAAUAUUUGAAAAUGAUGAAAAAAUGUCGGGCUCUUAGAGAAGAAACUAUGUAUGAAAGAUACGUAAUGAGACUAAUAUUUAACGACUGCAGGCCAUUAGCCUUAAACGAGUGGAAAGAAGAACUAGAAGCUGCAAAAAAAAAUAAUGCUGUCGCAGCUCAAGAAGAGGUAAUACACUGGGGGAAGUAAACACCAUCUUUGUUGAUAAUAAGGAAAAUUAUCAAUGGUAUUUUUUUUAUAAUUGAAUAAAUUAAAAAUUUGAUUUUGUUAUUACAAUCAUUUAACAUAUUUGUCAUAUAACAAUUGCGCUUGUAAUAAAAUUUAAUAAAUCUAAUAAAACAUGAAAUAUUUUCGAAAGCUGUUUCCAAAAUAAUUCGUAAUUAUAUUUUUAACUUAAUUAAUAUCAAAAUUACUUCCACGUUUAAAUAUUUAAGAAAAAAAACUCUAUGUAUAAAUACAAAACAUUUGAGACAAUGAGAAAUGUUAAUUAUCUAUAACCUCACACUCCCCAAUACAAUAAUUGCUAUACAUUACAUUUUAGCCCUAAAUAAAAAAAAGUUUUAAAUUUAAAGUAUGAAAUAAUAUAUAUCAUAUUUAAUAUAUUUAUGUGGGUAUUUGUAUUUAAAAUUUUAAAAUUACAAUAUAAAUACACAUUAUUAGUAGUUUGUUGUGUUUAUUGUCCUUUCUUUAUUUGUCGUUUGUUUAUUGUGUAAAACUGUAAUAACUGAUAAGUAUAAGAAAAAUAAAAGUAUUAUAUUGACAUGUUAUAUAUU
Myzus persicae (green peach aphid) is the source of this 2097-nucleotide messenger RNA. RefSeq lists its product as uncharacterized. The transcript is spliced from 34 exons. Lineage: Eukaryota; Metazoa; Arthropoda; Insecta; Hemiptera; Aphididae. The record is from RefSeq and is a predicted model, not a curated record. The coding region runs from base 50 to 1513 and encodes 487 amino acids.